AUGUUCUCCACCAAGACUUCGGCACAGUUAGACGCAUGGAUGCGGUGGGAUACCAACAGCCUGAGCGACGAAGAGCGCAAGGCGUGCAUCUUUGCCCGUGGCGAAGCCUUGGCUAUUCUAGAGUGGCUAUGUCAUCGCACGAAGUCCAUCCACUACAUGAUUGAGACGGACAAAAACAAGGAUGCACAAAAUAUCAUGGCGACAGAAAAGUUCCAUGAAAUGAUACUUUGCCGCUAUGCCCGUAUGAUUCUAGCCUACGACGCAGAAGCCAAACAUAACAACAUUGGUGGUGCCCCUUGCUGUACCGACACCAGUUUGCUUUUUGUCCAGCUUCAGGGCGUCUGCAGCGGAGAAUUGAACAAGGUUAUAUGUCGCAGUAUCGACCAGCUUCCUCGUUCCUUGGUCCCAAAGAUGCUCAAGUUACCCGUAAUCACUCUCAUUGACUGUGAUGCCUGUGCGGAUUCCUCAACGCAAUUGAGAACUCCCAAGGAGAUUCUGGAACUUGGUACGAGUGUGAGGGAUAAACUGUAUCUGGAUGGCAUGAAAGUCAAGCUGGAGAGCACAAAUCCGAUUGUGUGCUGCUCGUAUCGCCAGACCAAUAUGCAAAUUCUCGCUGGGAUGAAAGCUUCUGGCUUUACUGUAACUGCUUCCAAUCGUUCAAGCUCUACAUCUAGAUCAGCAACCCCCGUAUCUCGAGACCCUUCUCCCGAAAUUGGUAAUUUUAUGGAAGUGGACUAUAUCGACAAUUUUCUUGGCGCGUCAUCAGAGAUGGAAGAUGACCCACCCCCCAAGGCAUCAAAAUACAACUAUCCGUACAUGAAGGAGGAUUAUAACGGGGCUGGAAGAGCAUUUGGAACAGGCCUUACAUUCAUGGAUCAGCUCAAACAGGAUCAAUUCGAACCCCAGCGGGCGGAAAAUUUGUACUAUCCUUUUGCCUCGAAAGAUGAAUGGGAGCUCUCCCUGUUCCUACUUCGCUCUGACAUGAGCGUAGGAAUGCUGAAUGAUUUUUUGAAACUUGAACUGAUAAAAAAACUCAACUUGUCCUACAAGUCGGCAAAAGAUCUACGCAACCGGGCAGAGAUCCUUCCCUCUGGUCCGCAGUGGAAGAGUCAAAUGAUCAUACCAGAAAUACCAAGCAAAAAUCAGCUAACGCUUUUUUACCGCGAUGGAUUGGAAUGUAUCAAGGCGCUUCUCAUCAGUCCCUUGCUCCAAGAUAGCAUGCACUUUAGCCCAUUCAAGCUCUUCGACAAGUGCAACGAGAUGAUGUGGGUAUACACUGAGUGGUUUAGCGGUGACAUUGCGCAUUUUAUGCAGGACCAGCUCCCAAAAGGAGCAACACUUGUACCUCCUAUUAUUUCCACGGAUAAAACCAACAUUUCCAACAUGACCGGAGGCCGUGUCGCCUACCCUGGCCUUAUCAGCAUUGCCAACAUAAUGAUGAACGUUAGAAACAAAUCGUCAAAUCAUUUAUUCCUUCUUUUUGUUCUUCUUCCCAUACCAAAGUUUCUUCAUCGCUCCAAAGCUGUGAAUGGGAUGAUGGCAGCACGGCUAUAUCACCAGUGCAUGGACAUUGCUCUAGAAUCGGUCAAACAAACUGCGAGGGUGGGAACCACCAUGGCAGAUGCAUUGGGGAAUAAUCGUUUCUGCUUUACACCGCUUGCUGCCCUUAUCGUUGAUACUCCAGAAUCUGCUCUGGCGGCUUGCGUCGCAGGAUCCACAUCCUCUGUGACGUUGGCACAAUACGAGACGUUUGGGGAUUCCUUUCGCCACCCUUCCCGAACUGCAGAUCAUACAAUCAACACCAUCAUGGCCAUCAACAAUGUUAAGCCCCCUAAUCAUCUCAAACCAUAUCUAAAAGAAAGCAAAAAGCACCGUCUCAAUGGGGUUCACCUACCGUUUUGGAGAGAUUGGCCCUUGUCUGAUCCUUCUGCAUUCCUUACGCCUGAACCCCUUCAUCACUGGCACAAGAUGUUCUGGGAUCAUGAUGCAAAAUGGUGCAUUGCUGCAGUCGGAGGUUCCGAAUUGGAUUUUCGAUUUUCGAUUUUACAGCACCGCACUGGUUUCCGACACUUCAAGGAAGGGAUUUCUUCCUUGAAACAAGUGACCGGUAGGGAACAUCGGGACGUUCAGCGAUACAUUGUUGCUCUCAUUGCAGACACAGUCAGUACACCCUUUAUCUUAGCCAUCCGGUCUCUGAUGGACUUUCGGUAUCUCGCACAAUCUCAAACAAUCUCCGAGGCAAUGUGUCUCAGAAUUGAGCAGGCACUGCAAGAUUUCCAUGCCAAUAAACAAGCCAUCCUUGACGCGGGAGCACGUCGAGGUAAAAAAAACAACCCAAUCGAUAAUUUCUAUAUUCCAAAACUCGAGUUUUUGCAAAGUGUAGUACACGCAAUUAGACUAAAUGGAUGUGCAAUCCAAUGGUCUGCAGACACGACAGAGCAUGCACAUAUCGAGGUGGUCAAAGCCCCUUCCAGUUCCAGCAAUAAUCAAAGAUACGAGCCUCAAGUUUCUAUACGAGAAAUGAGGAUUGAUUUUCGGGCUAUACACUCUGCAACAAUUACGGAUGAGGAGGAGCAGGAGGAGGGGGAUGAGGGGGAGGAAAACGGCGAGGUUGUGAUGGACACAACGUCAGAACUUCUUUCAACAAUCAUGCCGAUGACAACCUUUCAAUCAGCAAAGUCCAAUCGCAUUGUGGAUUACUUCUACAAAGCUAGUCUCUAUGAGCGUGGCGUAUUGGAAGGCCCAGUCCCCUACAGAACAUUUUCUUGCAGCAAAAACGUUGUUGCCCAUUUAUCUAGGGAUGCUAGUUCCAAAAGAUUGCAUAUCGACGAGGUUGCGAGCAUUUUUAAAAUUCCCGACCUACGACCAGCAAUUGCCGAUUAUGUCCGUAUACAGUCGACUGCGUACCAAUACCCUCAUGAGAUCCUGGAGGCAGUCACACUUAAUGCAUAUCCGCCAUCUAACAAACAUCCUUUUGGAUACUUCGAUUCAGCAAUCAUAAACGUGGAUGAAUCUGAGGAGUGGCCUCGCAGCGGGCUUCAAGGCCAUUCUGUCGUCGACAUUCGUAUUAUUUUUCGCAUUGUCGGAGAGACACCCAGUACUGUGUCUCCCGAUAUUACUGGAAGAUUUCUCACAUACGUCCAACGUUUUGAGGUUUUAAAUCAGCCACAGUCUCUAGGUUCUGCGAUCCGUGGACCUUACCCAGAGCCAAUAACCGGCAUGUAUAAAUUAAAACGAAGUCAACGUACAGAUAACACCAUUAUGGGUGGAAUUUUACCAUUGAAUCAAAUACGCUCCCUGGUUGAUCUGGUCCCUCAGAUGGGCGAGAAGGCAAGGCGAAGCCUUACUACACAUAACAGUCAUUCCACUAGCACCGAGUUCCGAUUAAACAAAUAUUUUGACAAAGAACUCUAUUUGGCCCUGUCAUCAUAA
Molecule: messenger RNA, 3432 nt
Organism: Psilocybe cubensis
Lineage: Eukaryota; Fungi; Basidiomycota; Agaricomycetes; Agaricales; Agrocybaceae
Exons: 9
Coding region: 1-3432 (1143 amino acids)
Source: RefSeq, a predicted model, not a curated record